Chrysemys picta bellii (western painted turtle) is the source of this 12776-nucleotide messenger RNA. It is a transcript of the gene SLC1A2, whose product is annotated as solute carrier family 1 member 2. Gene Ontology annotation, cellular component: plasma membrane. Gene Ontology annotation, biological process: L-glutamate import across plasma membrane; L-aspartate transmembrane transport. Lineage: Eukaryota; Metazoa; Chordata; Testudines; Emydidae. The record is from RefSeq and is a predicted model, not a curated record. Gene Ontology annotation, molecular function: neutral L-amino acid transmembrane transporter activity; L-glutamate transmembrane transporter activity; glutamate:sodium symporter activity.
UAUACUCACUCACAUGCACCCCCCCACACACACACACUCCAGGAGGAGAAAGCAAGGGAUCAAAGCCCAGGUGUCCUCCACAGCCUAACCCUGCCGUCCGCUGCUCAUUUUCCACUAGGGGUGGCAGUGCUUUUUCCUCCAAGACAUGAAAACCUAAAAGACGUGGAGAAUAUCAAUCCAACAGGAGGUGGUGGUAGUGGAGGGGGGUGGAGGAAUCUGAAGAGCAGAGCUUCUGGAGUCUUGCCUUUUGGAGCCUUGAGGAUUAUACAAGGAAUUUUUGUGCUACUACUUAGACGCUAAAGGGGGUUAUCCAAAAGACAGAGCUUCCUUUGCAUCCCACCUCCCUUGGAUUCUUGAGAAGACAGGGGGGCUUUCAGGACCAUGGCAUCGUCAGAAGGCAGAUCCUGUGCAGCAGAACAGAGCAGCAGGAGGCAAAGAAAAGUUACCAAAUCUGUUAAAUAAUCAUUUAUGAAAGACAACCAGCCGUUCAGGAGAUGUCCUAUGUCUCAUGGAAAAAUUGCCAACAAUAUGCCUAAGCAGGUAGAAGUGCGAAUGCAUGAAAGCCACCUGAGCCCUGUGGAGCCAAGGCCCAAGAACGUAUGCCUGCGGUUCUGCCAAUCACUCAGAAAAAACCUGCUCCUGUCUCUUACUGUAUUUGGUGUCAUCAUGGGUGCAUUGUGUGGGGGUCUUCUUCGCCUGGCAACUCCUAUUGAUCCUGACAUCAUCAUGUUAAUAGCCUUCCCAGGAGAUAUCCUUAUGAGGAUGUUAAAAAUGUUGAUCCUACCUUUAAUUAUAUCCAGUUUAAUCACAGGACUGUCAGGUUUGGAUGCUAAAGCUAGUGGCCGAUUGGGCACGAGAGCCAUGGUCUAUUACAUGUCCACUACUAUCAUUGCUGCUGUGCUAGGGGUGAUUCUGGUUUUAGCCAUUCACCCAGGAAAUCCAAAACUCAAGAAGCAGCUGGGAGAAGGAAAGAAAAAUGAUGAAGUAUCCAGUUUGGAUGCUUUCUUGGAUCUCAUCCGGAACCUGUUCCCUGAAAAUCUAGUCCAAGCAUGCUUCCAGCAGAUCCAAACUGUCACUAAGAAAGUGCUGGUGCCCCCACAAACUGAAGAACCACCUAACGUCACUGACUCUGUCUUUGCUCUGAUGAACGAGACGAUGACCGAAGCACCACCAGAAGCCCAGCUGGUCAUUAAAAAGGGGCUGGAGUUUAAAGAUGGAAUGAAUGUCUUAGGCCUGAUAGGGUUCUUCAUUGCUUUUGGCGUUGCUAUGGGGAAGAUGGGAGAGCAGGCCAAAGUGAUGGUGGAUUUCUUCAGCAUCCUGAAUGAGAUUGUAAUGAAACUAGUGACUAUGAUCAUGUGGUACUCUCCUUUUGGCAUUGCCUGUCUUAUUUGCGGGAAAAUCAUUGCAAUUAAGGACUUAGAAGUGGUUGCUAGGCAACUUGGAAUGUACAUGGUAACCGUGAUCCUGGGCCUUCUCAUCCACGGUGGGAUCUUCUUGCCUUCACUGUACUUUGUGAUAACAAGGAAAAGCCCCUUCACAUUCCUUGCUGGCAUUUUCCAGGCAUGGAUCACAGCUCUAGGCACAGCUUCCAGUGCUGGUACAUUACCUGUCACUUUCCGUUGUCUUGAAGAAAACUUGGGCAUUGAUAAGCGUGUAACAAGAUUUGUCCUGCCUGUUGGAGCAACAAUAAACAUGGAUGGGACGGCCCUUUAUGAAGCAGUUGCUGCCAUCUUCAUAGCACAGAUGAAUGGAAUUGUGUUGGAUGGUGGGCAGAUAGUCACUGUGAGUCUGACAGCCACCUUAGCAAGUGUUGGAGCUGCCAGUAUACCCAGUGCAGGACUGGUCACCAUGCUUCUCAUCCUCACUGCGGUGGGUCUCCCUACUCAGGACAUCAGUCUGCUUGUUGCUGUUGACUGGCUCUUAGACCGGAUGAGAACAUCAGUAAAUGUUGUAGGAGAUUCUUUUGGUGCUGGCAUUGUGUAUCACCUCUCCAAGGCAGAGCUGGAAAACCUGGAUUCCCAGCAUAAGGGGCAUGAAGACAUUGAAAUGACCAAGACUCAGUCAAUUUAUGAUGACAUGAAAAAUCAUAGGGAAAACAACUCAAACCAAUGUGUUUAUGCAGCUCACAACUCUGUCAUAGUAGAUGAAUGCAAGGUGACACUGGCAACCAAUGGCAAAUCUGCAGACUUCACUGUUGUUGAGGAAGAGCCUUGGAAACGUGAAAAUUAAGGAAAGCGAGUCCCAUCUCCAUCUUUAAUAAGCCCCUGAAGCUAUCUUAUGGUAAAAGAUAUCAAGAUUAAAGAAUAUUUCUCUAUUUAUUUAACAUCUAAAGUUUCUGCUUAUUUAAUUUGUUAACCGAAACUUAGCAAAGAUCUCAUAAAGUCAUUGUAGCUACCGUGUUUUUGCCAAAUAGUGAUCCAUAACUAUCUGUCUCACUUGUACUGUUUGAAUGGAUGAAGCUGGAGAAUACUCUAUGAAUUAACAGUUAUGUUCUCACCAGCCUCUCUUUUGCUCAAGAGUCAGAAAAUGUAGAUGCUGCAAAAUGGAAAGAUCAAAAAGCCAGUAUGGCUUUCUCCAGGGACUCAGGGUAAUGAACAUAUAGUAUCAUAUAAACCUUAAAUUGUUCUCAGUGUCUCUUCUUGUGAUGUAUGUACAAAUCAGUACUGCAGUGUACCUUUGGUACAGUCAACAUUGUGUAACUACAUUAUUUAUUGUAAGUGUCUCUAAAGGUUUUCUAUAAGUUUUAUUGAUAAUUAGCAGCUGGCAUGGGGGACUCAGAAUUUUCAUCUUCCCAGGUACACUUUAAAUUAAGUGUCUCAAAUAAAUAUUUCAUUUAGGUUUUGGGGGCCAAAUUCACCCCAGGCAUAACUUUAUUAAAUUCAGUGGAGUAAAUACAAAGGGCCAGGUUCCGGGCCUUUCAGAUAGCACCAGAUUCUGAUGCACUCUUCACAUCAAAUAGGACCUUACAGCCCAUUUGGUCCCUCUGAAACUAUUCAAGGAGAAUGAUGUUAUUCAACUUAAGGAAGGCACCAGAAUCUGUCCCCAAAUGAUUAUUGAACAUUCUUUUUGUUGAGGACGAGCAAUUAUAUGUAAUAGGGUGUUAAAAUGUAAUGGUGCUUAGCAUACGUUGGUUUGUUAACUAAGCUAAACUAAAUGUAUAUUUAGGACACUUAAUUUGAAGUGAUAACUAUUAUUCUUCUCAAGUCCAUCUUAGAUUUGAGCCAAUGAGCUAAAUCCUGAAGUCAUUACCUGGUCAAAUUUUGCAUUGAAGUCAAUGGGAAUUUUGCCAGAGUUAGGACUGAGUGAAAAGUAAACCAGGACUUCAGGAUUCAAUCCAAUAAAAAUUGAAUCCCCAUCUCUCUAUUGUGAAGAAACAAUUUGUAUAAAUGUCUUUGAUGUCAGACAAGCAGUGAUUCUAGACCACAUGGCAUAGGAAUAAACAAGGCAGAGUUUUGUCGACACGGUAUAACUAAUGUAAGAUGUAGAGGUGCAAUAAUCAUUCUCUUAGGUUGUUUAAAAGGUGCUUGUUAAAAAUCAGUGCUUGUAAAGACAUAGGUGUACUCUAUUAUGAAAUUAAUAAUGUUUUACAGCAAAUCUGAGCCAGGUAGCUGAGGGAAACUCUGCCCUCUGAACAAACCUUCUGUGAUGUGAGUGUUUCUUAAAAUGUUCUCUGAGCUGUCCAGCCUAUGAGCUUAUAAUGAACCUACCUAAAAGGUGAGAUUGGAAAUGAAGCACAUAUGCUUCUCUCUGUCCAUGCACAGUGCAGUGCUGCCAUUGACGUAAAUUGGAAUAACAUGUGUGAAUGUAGCGUUUAAACAAUAAUUCAGUCUAGUUUUGCUAAUUUGUAUUGUGUUAGCUAUUCCAAUGAAGUCACUAUGGGCCCCUGCUAGUAAGGACUACUCACCUGUUUAAUGGUUUGCAGAAUCAAACCUAUAGUCAACAUAUUCACCAUUCAAAUAUUUGUAGCUGUGCAGUAUUUUCCUUGGGAACAUUAGUGCUCUUUUGACAUCCCCUUGCUGCCUCACUAACUGAAAAGUCCUAAAGAAUUUAAUAGCUAUUAAACUACUGUGAGUUCUAUAGACAUUAUUCUGACAACCUAAAGAAUUUAAUAGAGAAUUAGUCCUUUUCUGUAGGUCUUUUGUACUGUUCUAUGGAAUUCUGUUCCAUCUUGUUCAACGUAUUUAGUGGAAUUGUGGGUACACAGAACUUCUCAGGAUCAGGGACUUAGUCUGGAUUUGAAGAAGAGUUCACUUCCCUGAUCCCCACAGAAAGAGAUCAAUUGCUCAAGACAGCUGUAACACUCUCUAAAAUGAACUCUAACAUUUGGGCUGUUGGCUAACCUCACAUGAAAGUCACUGAGAGCUAAGUAGCAAUUGUAUAGGAUGACCAUAUUUCCAAAAGACAAAACAGGAUACCCCCAGCUGCUCACCUGUGGCCCCUUUCCCCCCAUGCAAGGCUGUUCCCCGUCACAGGUACCCUGCAGGGGCCCCCUCAGGAGGCUAUUUCCAAUUGCUGGAACCUUGCUGCCCUCCACCCCCCAUGCUGGAACGCUCCCCCCCACCCACCCACGGGGGGCUGGCAUCUCUGCUCGCCCCCUCUGCACCGCACCCUGCUUUUUUUGGACAAAAGUGGGUAUUUAUCCCAUUUGCUCUUGCCAACUGGUCAAGUCAGUAAGAGCAAACGGGAUAAAUGCCUCCUUUUUUUAAAAAAAAAAGUCGGGACAGCCAGGACAGGACUUAAAAAAGGGUCUGUCCCAGCCAAAACGGAACGUAUGAUCACCCUACAAUUAUACCAGACUAGAACAUAGUGUUUGUUGUAGUGUAGAGCUUGGGUUCUCAAAGGUUUUCAUAGCCUGGCCCAUAUUUUCGAGAGGUGGUCUCCUAAACCACUUCCAUCCUAUUCAUAAUAAUCUAACUUCCCUGUGGCAGCUACAGCAAUUGCCUACAGAGAAAGGUAACAUUAGGAAAGUGUUUAGUGUAUUUUUAGCUAUCUUUUAAAGCAAUAUGAUAGCUGGAAACAGGUAGGAGAGCCAGCACCAUGUGACUAAGCUGCUCCACACAGUUAUCUAUUGAGAAACACUGUUUCAGACAUCCUUCCUUACACCUAUCUGCUUUGGACAUAUUGCCCUUUAAAAAGUUCUUCAGAUGGGACUAGAGGAGGAGGAGGAGGUGAAAAUUUAGAGUAACUCCACUCACGUACAGAGAGCAAAUUUGGGGCUUUAGUUUUGACUAAAAAAGCAGACUGUAGGACUUUUAAGUAAGACUUUAUAGUUGCAGUAACUCAGGGAACUUUCAAAGAUAAUUACAAUGUCAUUCUUCUACUUAUAAUAUAGAAAUGUGCUACUUAUGGGAAACACUUUGGCUAUCUCCCAGGCUGAAUUCUCCCAUGUAAUAUUUAAUGUGUAGCUACUCUGGCACAGUACUGAAUUUAACCAUCAAAAAGCUUUCCAUUUCUUGGGGGAAAAUGUAACUCAUACUUGGCUUGCAGUUGCUAAUUUGCUCAUUCCACAUGAGGCUGGGUUGCUGCUUAACUAAACAAACAAGAAAAAUCCCAGGAAAUGGCCACUUGAGCUAAUGCAAGUUUCACAUUUGAGUGGAUAAUGCUUGUCACUGUCACAUCAUCCUUUAGCCUCAUUAUUUUGCACCUGGCCUUCAGUGUUCUCUUCCUUUACUCAUUUCCCCAUUGUUUGGAUGGCAAAACUCAAGGAUGAGCACAGGAUAAGGCAGAACACACACUCUUGAGUUAUUUCCAUGUGAACUGAAGUUCCCUUCUCCAGUCAUUUUCUUUGCUCUGCUCUCAGCUAGUCCCCUGCUGCUUACACAAGUAUGAUAUAUAUGUGCCCUCUAGAACACUGACAUCAUCAGUGGAAUAUGGAAAGCCUUGAUCCUGGUAAGCAUCCUUAGUCAGGAAAGCAUUUAAGCUCAUGGUUAAAAUUUAGCAGCACAUGCUUUUCUGAAUAGGACUGUAGUUAAGCACCUGCUUGAGAACUGUAUGAGGGCCAUGACUCUGUUAGGGUUUGUUCUGGUGCUAGCCUUCAAGGCCCAGUGCACAUUAUAGUUAACUUGGAGAAACAGUUUGCUUCUGAAUUUGUUCCUUCUUCUGUACUCCUCCUCCAGAAAAACAAAGACUGCACCAGCACUUUGUAUAAAACAAGAAGUUUGCACAGGUCUCAUGCAUUAAGAUGCCCCUAUAUUUAUGCCAAUUAGACAGUGUUACAAUAAGGGCCCCCGUCAUUUAAAACUGAGAGACUAUUUUUGUUUCUUUGGAAAACAGGGACUGUGCCUGCAAGAUGCUGACCACUCUGAAUUCCCUUUGGGAAUUGAGGAUUUAUGCUUCCUUCCAGGAAGCACUUAGCACCUGGCAGCAUGCACAGAGCCUGAUCAACCCAACUAUAUGCACUAAAAACUCCCAUUAAUUUUAAAAUGGAGAAGGAUUAUUAUUUUUCAUCCUUCACCAUUCCAGAGCAGUUGCUAUUAAUACAUUGUCUGUUCUUAAUGCUAGCUGGAGACUUUGGCCCCAGUCCAACAUUGUUGGAAAGCAAUUGGGGUUUCAUCAUUGAUUUCAGUGGGAGCAGGAUCAGAACCUGUACUUCAUGUUGAGGCCCAUGCUGUCUUAUUUGAAAUGGUCUGUUUUCAGUUUCUGUACACAUAGCAAUCUCAGUCAUUUAUAAUUAUAAAUACACCAUCAUUCCUCCACCUGCAAAGACCAAAAUAUGGGUCACAACAUGAGAGAGAGAAGAAAAUCAAUGAAUGCUGUUAGCUAAAAUAAUGAGGAAUUAAUUCAUUCAUAAAUAGGGCUAUUGUGGGAGCUUGUUUUGUCAAUGCUGGCAGGUAAGCCACAGACAAUAAUAUGGAUUCUGAUUAAAUUGAUUGAAUGGUCUGUGUUGUCAGCUUUUGAAAGCUUUUAAACUCUUGCAGUAUAGAAGACUCUAAGAAGGGUCAAGGUUCAACAGUGGCCCCUCCCACCUCCUUCAGCCAAUGGAAACAGACUGUGCAAUUCCUUCCGCCUGAUCCCAGUGAAUGAUCUUUUCUUGGUUCUCUAGCUGAUGAUGCCUCCCCCAUCCAAAAGGUCUCUGCCAACAUGCCAUAAAGGAAAAUCACUUCCCAUUCCCAAAUCCAGCAGUGAGUUUAAACCUCUGCCUCUGAAUUCAGAUCACUGUCAUUAAACUUCUGAUCUGUUUAUACCCCGAGAUAUAGCUAGUGUCCAUUUUUGUCUAAAAUCCUAGUAAAUGGACUCUGCCAUCACCUCUGGGAACACAGAAUUCCAAACACUAUGGGGUUUUAAAGAUCCUUGAGCAGUAUAGAUUUCUGAUUUGUUUUCCAAGUAUUGGUAUCAUAUCCUUGGGUUGGUACUUUGAUGGAUGCCGAUGUUUAGCAGAGCAAACUACUUGUCUUAUAAAUAGAAGCAGCAGCAAAAAACAACAGAGCUCAAAUUACUGUACUCUGGCAACUGCCUGUAUUUUCUUUGCUUUCCCAGCCUCAUGCUGUUAUAUGAUUCCUGUUGUAGCGGCUCAGCAGCAAUCAAACAGUUUUCUGAAAACAGCAUCAGUUGCCAAUCUAGCCUCUGAUUUCUACAGCCUCUUGUAAUGCCUUUAGAAAGGCUUUGAUCUUUAGUACCAGGCCUGAAAAACCCUAUUAUGAAUAUUUAAAGUACAUCUCCUGCUCAUCAGAUUAAGUUCCAUAUGUUCCAUUUUUGUUUAUUGCAUUUGGCACCUUAUAAAAAUAUACUGCAGUAUUCUACUGUACCGAGCCAGAAGACUACAGUUGAUCAUAUUACUGUGACUUCUUGGGCCAUUACUGUAAUAUUUGUCUUGUGCGUUAUUGUCAUAAGCAUAUAGCACAUUGGGACAAAUUCUUCUCUGGUGUUACUCUACUGAUCUGAAUGGAGUUACGCCAGGGAUCAAUUCUGCUGCUGCUGCUCUAGCAUGAUCAUUAUUUUUAGGCCAUCUUAUAAUGUUGUGCUGAAACUACUGCUACACGUAGAAUAUAUUAUGAAAGACAUAGCUUUGAGAGUGAUGAUGUUGAAGAUAAGACUUUUAUCUAGUUUUGUGUAGCAGAAGAGUGAUGUACAGAUUAUAGCUAUAGCCAUUACAAAAAGCAACUUCCCUGCACAACAAUGUUAUAGAGUAAGGGAAGGGAGGAUAAGGAGGAGAUGUGAAACAAAUUUGCUGAACUUUGCCCUGAGACAGGGUUCCAGAAGUGUUAAAUUCUUGCUCAAUAUUCACCAGAAGCAAUAUUUUGUAACAUACAUUUUUCACCUCUCCAGUAAUCUUGCAUUCCCCCUACACACACACCGGCAGGGACCAGUCCUGCAGUUCUCAGGCAGACUCUGUCAUCCUGGUAUUACUUAGGCAAAACUUCCACUAAAGUCAAUGGGAGCUGUGCCAGAGAGAGGACUGCAGAAUUGGGUCCACACUGAUAGUUAUCCUUUGCUUCCCCCCAUUUCUUCCUAGGCUCUUGUUUGAUAUUGAAUUGAAAUCUGUUGCUGUAAUGAGCCACAGUGCUGCUACUUUUCACUAAUGCCCAGGCACUGAGAACUUGUUUAUCUGUGGAAUGCAUGGGUUUAGUGACACAAGACUCUUUAGAACCAACCCCCAGUGUUUCCUCCUAACCAAGAGACAUCUCCAUCUGGUAAGUGGAAACCUGACACCUUUCUGCUACCCACAGUUACAAUUCCUAAUGGAUAUGACAUUUAAAGCCAUGGUCCUUUAUAAACCCUGAGCUCCAUAUGGUAACAUUGUUUAAGCAUACUGUUGAGGCACUGCCUAGGUUUUCUGCUAGUUAAAGAUGCCACUCACCAAUGUGCUAAUGAAGGGUUUGGAGAGGCAGGGACAGGGCCGGCUCCAGGCACCAGCUUAACAAGCAGGUGCUUGGGGCGGCCAAGGGAGAGGGGCGGCACCUGCGGCAAUUUGGGGGCGGCAGGUCCCUCACUCCCUCUAGGAGCAAAGGACCUGCCGCUGAACUGCCACCGCCGAUCGCGGCUUUUUUUUUUUCUUUGCUUGGGGCAGCAGAAAUGCUGGAGCCGGCCCUGGGCAGGGAGGCAUGAUAUUUCUUACAUCACCCAGCUUUUUGGUUUAUUUCCCCAAAUCACCUAUUUGUCUAUCUAGGUUCUUAUAUAGAUAUGUUACCCGCCGUUGUUGGCGUCUUUAAUGCUUCUAGUUUGAUUUUUGUAACUAAAGAUAGCACCGAGAGUCUUCAAUAUUUUCAAGAAAUACUCUGAGACAUACACCUUUACAUAGAGAGGAAACUUAUAAAAUGGUGUUUCAUAGAUAGCAUCACAUAGCCUAGAUGGUCUAAUUACUGCAUAGAACUUUGUACAUAAAUAGGAUACUUCAUGGGGAUUUUUGUAUCGUUCUUUUCUAUUUGUUUUCUACAGUUUUGGAAGAACAUUUGCAAAGCAUAUUUACAAACAGAUUUUGCAGUCAGUACUGUAGAUUCAAGUAUUCCCAUUUUUGGCUUCAUGUAGGCUUGUAAGUUCUCAUAUACUGCAGGUUGUCUUUCCUCCUUAAAGAAUAUUGCAACAAAAAUCUAUAGACUUCUUUUCAACCUAUCCUGCUUGCUUUCUUAAUGUAGCCAGUUUAUACUCUAGUGUGAACUGUAAUUUAUAGAAUGCAUGAGAAAAGAAUUACACAUGUAAUUACACUUGUUAAAUUUGGUAUGCUCAAAACUGAUUCAGCCAUUAAUACAGAUUUUAUGGGUGUGUACCUGUUCUCCAGAAACCAGAAAGAACUACAAUGUAGAUGGAAUUAAAUUACUUAGUAUCUGUAAUUUACAGACACACAAAUAUUUUCUUACAAUAUUUUAUAUAUGACCAUAUAAGAUAAGGGAAAAAAUUCUUACAGGUGAUCCAUACCUUAGAGCAAAACCAGUUUUCUAACAGCAUUUUAGGAUUAAUAUUUUUUUCUGUAUUUUGUUUAAUGAACUAAGAAAAGCAAUUUAGUGAUGAAUUAUACGCAAAGCACAAAAUGCAAUAGGAAUUAAGAAUUUCGAGGUGUCCUUAAAUGCUGCAGUUCACUAUGGAACACUGUAUUAUUACAUCCUAAACAAUCUUCUAGAUUGACAGUUUUAUGGAUUUCUCAUCCCUUAAUUGUGACAUUUGGCAUGGUUUUACCUGGGCCAAACCUUUAGUUGUUUCUCAGGGUCAGAUCCUGAAUAACUGAUUUACCCACAAUUCUUAGGCUGUGAGCUGGAGAUCUGCAUGUGCAAAGAGUACAGGAUCAGGCACUCAGUCCAUCUUACUCAGGCAAAACUUGUAUGAGUUUGGCCUAGGUAAAGGAUUCAGUAUUUGGCCUCUUAGCUUUGCCUUCAUGUAAAUGGACCAAUGACACAACAAUGGGACCACUUUAAUAGGGUAGCGCUAUAGAAAUACCUCCUGCCUUUUUAAACAUUUAUAAGAAAAACAAACAGUAUAUUUUUGACCAGGACAAGUGGGAUUUAUUUUUCUUUCAUAACAAUCAAUUCUUGUUAGGCAAAUACCUGUUGGACUUAAGGUCAUGACAUUAAUGAAGCAUAUUUAAUUAGUAAAUUAAAAUGACUACAGUCAAUUACUUAGUUAAAAUCAACAACAAAAAUCACAUCAUGGAAAAUUCCUUAUGUGGCGAAUCAACCACAUGGCAUACAAUUCAAGACAAAAAACCAUGGAAUUGAAAAUGUCACCUGUCCACAAAGCAGAUACAUUUUCAGAAAUUUGUUGUAGGGCCCUGGUAGUCUCCUGAGGUUUAUGUGGGUAAACUAUAUAUAUUUGUGUAUUGAUGUGCCCUUAUUUUUUAAUCUCCUUAUAUUUUUAAAUCAGUCAUAUCAGGUAUUCUCUUAAUUGGAGUUGAAGGUAGUGUAGUGUGUAGCUGAAGUACUAACAGCUGUCAAAGCAUGGAAUCCUUAUAAACACCAAUUUUUAUACGUUGCUUAAGCAUGAUGAUCAGUGCCUCUCCUCACUUUGUGUAGAUAACAUAGCUAUCUAUGUGUAAUUUCAGUGAAUGUGCAUUGAGAUAUAGUAGAAAAUGUGAUCUCUGUUUUGAAAAACUCUUUUCUGGUUGUUUUUGGUUUGGUUGUCUGGGUUGUGUUUAUUUUAGACAUUUAACUGAAUAAUUUCCAUGGCUUGAUAACUGGUUUUGUGUGUUCGUAUAUAAACAACACUUCAAUGCAUAUCUUGUUUUGAUAACGGUCAAAUCCUAUAUGUAGCCCACUCAUUGUAAAUAUGUUAUUGUUAGUUUUCAACUAUCUAACCAGCAUUGCUAUGAAAUUCCCUGGCACUCAGUGAAAGUGACUGCAGUAUGGAUUUGCUGCACUGUGAAUGCAAUAGUUAAUACAUUAUGAAUUAAUGUGCAUGUAGCAUGAUGAAUUUGGUUUAGGAGUAGAUUCUCCUUGUUCACUUGGCAUGUUGGAACUGUAGCAACAUAAGAUUAGUAAGUCACUGUGUAAAUUAGCACAAUGGUCAGAAGGAAAAAUUAACUUUACUGUACUCUCUCUCUGGGCACCAUGUCUAUCUUCGGCAAUAUGUGUAGCUUACAACAAGGAAUCCAUAUUCACACAGCAGAGUUUCAGGAUUCCUCUGACUCACUUUCAGUUACUCAUUGACUGCAGACUCCAGCGAAGAAACUACAGUCAGAAGACAAUGACUAAGCCUGACAUUUAGUCUUAAACAGAAGCACAUGCUUGACUGCUUACUUUAUUAUGUGCCCUGGAAUGCAAAGUAUUAACCUUCAUUUCAUUUCCUCUGUAGAAACAAUCUGUGAGUAAGAUUUAUAGAACCAUAAGUACAUGGAUGGACUAAUGCUGUUUCCAUUAUCAAAUAAGGAUAUUAAUAGAUAUUGAGAAUUAAGCACAAAAUCAAGUGGAUGUCAGUUGUGCAAAAAAAGGACAAAUAUGUUCUUUGGUUGGUGUUCAUUUAUGCUUAUUUGAUUUGCAAAAUUAUGUGUCCCAUGCAAUGCACAUAUGGCAAAUAUAUAUAACGGCAGGGAUAUUGUAAAACCUGUGCUAUGAGUCAUGUCCAUGAGCUUAUAAGAAAAAAUCCUCAUUUCUGGACUGAAAACUGAAAGUGUUAUGAAGUGCAACUGAUGCUCAGUAGAUCUGAGACACCUCGGGAGAGAUGCAUCAACUCAAUUCGUUCCUAGAGACAAGGGGUCCUGAUUCUCCUCACAGAUGAAAGUAACUCCAUUAGCGUCAGUGGAGUUAAACCGGGGUAAAACUGGAAUGAGUUCAGAAUCAGGCCCAACCAGUGGGGGAUGUGUGGUUUCUAAUGAGACGUAUUAUGUUUCCAUUCAAACUGCAUGUUCCACAGUACUCCAUGUCUUUCCUGCUUACUUCUAGGCCUUACAUGCUUCCUCUCAGGAGAGACCCACUCACUAGCUAGGAUCCUUCAUGUAAAAAGAAACAAAACAGAAAGAUAAGCUUGAUAUUUUCCUUCUAUUGUAAAUGUUUAUCUGGGACUUGAAGUGACGUAUUGUACAGUAUCUGUAGCACAUUUUGUUUGAAAACUAAUGAAUGCAGACGAUAAAAUUUCUACUAAUUCUGGGCUCCUUUCUUUUGUAGUGUAGUAGGAAUGCCUUGUUGACUAAGUAGAUUUUAUAUAAGUAAUUCAGAACUUCUCUUCCUUACAGUAACACUUUAGCCAUUUGCUUUAAAUGCGUUCUUACUGUGUGAACUGAUUUCUGUAACUUUCAUGUAUAAAACAAACUGGACAUUCUUUAUAUACUGGAAAUAAUCAGUGAAUACAAUAUUUCACUAAGUGUUGUACCUUUUCUGUAUAUAUCAUCAAUAAAUGUUGAUUCAUAAUUCUCA